This is a messenger RNA of Gongylonema pulchrum, 491 nucleotides long. The record is from the annotation of a GenBank genome assembly. Lineage: Eukaryota; Metazoa; Nematoda; Chromadorea; Rhabditida; Gongylonematidae.
UUGAGGCGCCUAAUCAGGGUGUUGCAGCUUAUUGAUGCCAAACUGUGCGCGAUCCAGCUGAAUUACGAAGUUGAAUUUUCGAAUCAUUUGAAAACAUUUUUGCCGGAUAAUUUUUCAAAACAUGGAGGUAAGCUUUAUCCACUGGCAUCUGGUGGAAUGCGCCCUGAGCAUGUAACUAAGAGUCACAAAGCCGAACAGUGGGCACAUUGCGCGAAAUUCGCCUUCCUGCUGAGUGUUUUUGGAAGCGCUGUGCGGAAAUUCUUCGGCGCCGUUAGGCUGUGCUCUGUGGAGCGACUUUCUCGUUUGGCGCAACUACAAACAGAUAUUGCGAAGGAGGAACGUAUGAUCGACCAGUACAUUGAUUUGCUAAAAAGUGAUAAAUUCGAUGAAAAUACAUCAUGUGACAGUGUCGACAAAGGAAUAGCAUUCUUCGAGGUCUGUUGUAUUUUUUUACCACUUGUCCUGGUUUUCUUCUGUGCUGCAGACUAGUU